UGGAGCGGACUUGCAGCUGCAGCAGUUCCCGGACGGGCAGCCGGGCGCUCGGCCGCCGCGUCUAGGGCUGAGCCCUGCGACGAGGCUGCUUGCCCCGAAAUCCUCCCGGAUCUUAAGGCGGUAGGUGGCCGGAGAUGACGAGCCAUACGAGGACAGAAGUCAGGCCCCGGGGUGUGAGGAGGCCGGUGGACGCCGUCUCCGAGGGCGGACACGGGGGAAGUUGAGUAUGGAGCCUCAAGGUCUUUGAGAUAAUGGAAACCAAAAAAUUGAUUGGUAAACCACUUCAACCAGCAAGACCUGUUCGUCAUCUGACUUCUCCCCCUGGAACAGUAUUCCCUUUCAACUUCCAAAGUGAAUAUCCAUGCAAUACCCAGUACUUACAAAGUGGAGUUAGCAGAUGUAAGACGAAUGGAAUGCAAGCCUUUUCUCAAGGUCUUAAUGAACAACAACAUCAGUCUCCAGUUAAAAAAGUAUGCGGGCCUCUCACUGUUGUCGCCUCUCCCUUUGCGGAGCACAGGCUCCGGAUGCUCAGGCUCAGCGGCCACGGCUUAUGGGCCCAGCUGUUCCGCGGCAUGUGGGAUCUUCCCAGACUGGGGCACGAACCCGUAUCCCUUGCAUCGGCAGGCGGACUCUCAACCACUGCGCCACCAGGGAAGCCCUAGUUGUUUAUUUUUUUGAUGUUGAGUUGUAUGAGCUGUUUAUGUAUUUUAGAUAUUAACCCCUUAUUGGUCAUAUCAUUUGCAAAUAUUUUCUCCCAUCAGUAGGUUAUCAUUUUGUUUUGUCAGUGGUUUCCUUUGCUGUGCAGAAGCUUUUAAGUUUAAUAGGGCCCAUUUGUUUACUUUUGCUUUUAUUUCCUUUGCUUUAGGAGACAUAUUCAAAAAAAUAUUGCUACAAUUUAUGUCAAAGAGUGUUUCACCCAUGUUUUCUUCUAGGAAUCUUAUGGUUUCCAGUGUUACAUUUAGGUCUUUAAACCAUCUUGAGUUAAUUUUUGUAUAUGGUGUUAGAGAAUGUUCUAGUUUCAUUCU
Physeter macrocephalus (sperm whale) is the source of this 1025-nucleotide messenger RNA. RefSeq names its product chromosome 15 C8orf88 homolog (gene C15H8orf88). Lineage: Eukaryota; Metazoa; Chordata; Mammalia; Artiodactyla; Physeteridae. Gene Ontology annotation, molecular function: eukaryotic initiation factor 4E binding. The coding region runs from base 252 to 662 and encodes 136 amino acids. Gene Ontology annotation, biological process: negative regulation of translational initiation. Gene Ontology annotation, cellular component: cytoplasm. The record is from RefSeq and is a predicted model, not a curated record. The transcript has 5 exons.